Molecule: messenger RNA, 1137 nt
Organism: Micropterus salmoides (largemouth bass)
Lineage: Eukaryota; Metazoa; Chordata; Actinopteri; Centrarchiformes; Centrarchidae
Exons: 4
Coding region: 99-1133 (344 amino acids)
Source: RefSeq, a predicted model, not a curated record
GAACAUCAAAGUCUCGGGGACACCGGCACGUCACUCCUCCCUCUCUGUUUCCGGUCCAACUUACUAUAUUUUGUUGGAGCUGACGCUACUUUGUCACAAUGUUUGACAUGAAGAAGAGGAACAGUUUGGGCUGCAGCCGCGAGGCGGAGGAGUUCAGACGAGCGGCGGUCAGACGGAAAGUGAAAGGCGCUGCGGUUGACUGCCAGUCCUCACACACAGUGAGCAGUGGAGUGUGUGGCUCGUACAGCUGUGGCCGAGCUUGUGACAGGGUCUGUGGAUCAGAACUGAAGUCUAAACCUUGUGUAGAUGAAUCCCGCAAAAGAAGCCCAGCUAGUGGAUCACCUUUCAAACCACAAGCACAUCCUAAACCAACUCACCUCCAGAGUCCUUUGAGGGCAGGACAAGCUCAAGCGCACAGUCCCACUGCAGGAAAAUUACUGCCUCUACAAGUUAAUGGCACAGAGCAAGACCAGAGUCCUAACAGAGGUUGUGUAGUUUCUGUUUCCUGUGCUAGCCCAGCACAAAACUGCCUAGGCUCCCCUAGUCCUGUCAGAGGAGGAAACAGCUUUUUCAAUGGAGUAUCUGGAGCAUGUAUCAGCCCUGCCAGACUUACUCAGGGGAUUCCAAAUCUUAAAAGCAGUCCAGUUUUAGGAUCUCCCAGUCCAGGCAAAAGUGGCACUCAGACCUGUAGCCCAUUAAGGGAAGGGUGGCACAACACUGCUAAGUUGUCCCCAAGGAACCAGAGCCUUCUGGCAAGAAAAGUGCGGACCCCCAGCCCUGUGCUGGGGAGGAUGAGGAGCUAUAGCCUUGCCAAGAACUCUAAAUCCUGGCUAGGACUGCACAGAAGCCCAAGCAGCAACAUGGAAGGACAAAAGAAGAGAGCGGGGAAAUCCUUGAGUGUGCCUGACUUGAUCUUUUACUUGGAUGACAACAGGGUUCCCACCGAAAAAGUUGAACGCUCUCCACCGAAACCGCUGCAAUCACCCGACUGCAACGUGCCAGCCAUCACCAUCAACUCAACAGUUAACCAUAGACUCAGUCAUGCCACAAAUGAAGCCCAUUUAUUAAGCAAUGGCAAAGAGCAUUCUUCAGGACAAAUGACUGGCAUAGUCAGUGGGAAGAUUACAUGGUAAUAAA